Molecule: messenger RNA, 1320 nt
Organism: Didymella exigua CBS 183.55
Lineage: Eukaryota; Fungi; Ascomycota; Dothideomycetes; Pleosporales; Didymellaceae
Exons: 2
Coding region: 285-1055 (256 amino acids)
Source: RefSeq, a predicted model, not a curated record
UGGAAAGGAGAAAAGAUGGACAAAGCCAAGAUCGAUAAAAUGAGCGACCAACAAAUCGGUCAGCUGUACGAGCUUAUGCAGCAGAUCAAGAAGCAAGAAGCUGAAGAGGCCGAGGCCGAGGAAGCCGAAGUCGUGGUUCCCCUCGAUGGCCCAAAGAAGUCCGAUCAGUGAUCAUUGACGGUGAACAGUGAUGCCCCUUCACAGAUCAACGACGAACGACCGAGGCCUCGCAUCCAGCAUAUGCAGGCAAACAAGUUCGCAGACGCUUUCACAGCAGCCUCGAGAUGUACUAUAUAUGUUCAGCGAAUAUCAAGACUUACACCGACAUCCUCUCCGUCCACCCUGAUCAGCACCUGUCUACCUCGGCGACUCGCCGUCUUCGUGCUACCCACUUCGAUUUCUCGUGUAUUCUCGAAGCCGGCCAAGUCAGACGAGCACCUCCCACCUUCAAGAUGUGUGGCUGUACCCUUUACGACUCUCCUACAUGUGGCCACUCCUGGAUCUCCAUGUCCCAACCCUGCGGCUUCCUCUCGGACCUCCUGAGCUGUCCUAACCGGCAAACCUACCAAACCUUAAUCGCACCUCCGUUUACCUGCCCGCAGUGCAACAGCGGCUUCGCAGACCGCGAGACCAUCGAGAUGGUGCAAGGACCGUGGGGUUGCAACCAGUUGAUCCGUAGUCACAUUGGCGGAAGUAACGCCAUUCCUGGCUCUUGGGGCAAUGUACCGUUGGCGACGACUAACUGGGGUGCUGGGAAGGGUAUCGGACUGAGUAUGGGUUUGAGUAUGCCAAUGACGUCGAAUCGAGCGGUGGUGCCGGUCAACGGGUUUGGUAACUGCUAUGGGUACGACCAUCGACUUACUGGACCGUAUGGCUCGCAACCAGCGAUCUGUGGUGGGUACGACUCCUUUGGCAACGGCAUGGUUGUGGAUGAUGGAUUCGUUGACGACUUUGGCUAUGUAUACGACGGCCGAAGACGAAGAAAGCACAGCAGCAGGUCGAAGUACGUCUAUCGUCACUCGUCGAAGCCGGCAACCAACUGCACGGUCAUGUAGCCGUCGAUCGUUUGCUGAGUGUUUUGGAAGAAAUACCUCCUUGGCCACUACUCUGAUUACCUCCAAGCUGAACAGAGAGCCUAGGGCUUUACAGCACUGUACAUUCUUCGCGCCUCUCCUUCUUUCGCAUGACUUUCAAAGCAAAUACCUUGUCAAAGUACCGUCAUACACCCUUGCAUAUCGGUCACGUUCUCAAGAUCAAUAUGCGUAUCACCCUGAGAACCAAUCAGAUGCACCUCGGCCCCUGCCGCAAUGACCGCCAGCC